Messenger RNA from Moesziomyces aphidis, 2115 nucleotides. Lineage: Eukaryota; Fungi; Basidiomycota; Ustilaginomycetes; Ustilaginales; Ustilaginaceae. The record is from the annotation of a GenBank genome assembly.
AUGGCAGCGCCGAGGAAACUUGUGCUCGCAGGAAGAAGAAGAAAAAAAGAUGCGCUUGUGGAGCGUGCAAAUGCGAGGUUCAGGGUCGAGCUCUCGUCCAGUUCCAAGCCUCGCCAGGGUGCAGCGCUCGCGGCCGCGAAAUUUUCGGUGGAAUUUCUGCAAAAAUUUCCGCCCGACAGCGCUCAGAGAGCUCACGUGAUGAAGACCCUGGAGGAUCCCUCGGCACUUUUUGCUGUUCCUGACAAUCCGCUGUCUGCUAUGGGGCCCAUCAACGCACCGCCAUCCAGCUUUGUCAAGCAAAGGCGGAGAAGAAUGACUCCGCCGGGAACACGUUUGCGGAGUCUGCAUGCCAAACAGCACCGGCUUCUCUCGACGCUCAGUCAGGGCAUCCGGGGGAGACGAGGUUGGGACUCCGACGCCGAUGCUUUGGUCGCCAUUCUCAACCCCUGCCUCUUUGGCGCGUCGGGUCCUUUCUCUCAGCCCGGGCUUCUGAAGGAUCUGCAAGUUGCCCCAUUUCUCCGAGCCACAACGACUGUUGCACCUGCGGCGAUGCCUGAGGCGAUGGUUGCCUUCUUUCCGGAUCUCAAAGAGCACGAUGCCGCGACGAGAUUGGCUUCUUUGGUACGGCGUGUGGCGCUACAAAAGCCCAAAGCCAACGGAAGUGAACGCGCGGGCUCGCUGGCGCUUGGCAGCUGCAGCUGUGCAGUGGGGGCGGCGACAGGAACGCACGCGUGCAGAAGUGCGUCGCCGCCAUGCAUUGUUCUCUCUGCCGUGGAAUUCGAAAAGCGCGCAGCCGAGGCGUCAGAAUUGCUUGGAUCGGCGGAUCUGCGACAGAAGAGGGACGCACCGCCCUCAACGCUUGGAAUGGGCAGAGGCAGACUCAACCAGCCUCGGAGUCGCGCGUCGGCUCUGCCAAAUUGGCCCACUGCUGCACUGCACUGCACUUUUCGCCUUGGCCCUUUGUGCCUCGAGUGUUGGUCUCAAAACAUCUGCCGCUCCUCAGCCCACCAGCAGCGACCGGAUGCCCGCCUGCCUGCCUCUUUGAUUUUUUUGCGGCGUCACACCAGCACCACCCCUAUCCCGCCGCCCUCGAGCGCACAGCAGCGUGAUCAGCGUGAGAUGGAGUUGCUGCGAUCUGCGCCCCAAAGGCCUCCUGACGAGGAUUCGGUCCACCAGCACUCUCACCGUCGUCACUCUUUUGACCCUGCACCUGCCAACACCCGCUCUACCACGCCAUCUCCACCGUCCUCCUUCGACUUCGAACAGCUUCAUCUAAACACCCUUGCUUUUGCGUUCCUCACCAGCACCACCAUGAAGUUCUUCUCUGCUGCUGCCCUUGCCCCUUGGGCCCUGUUUGCGCUGUCUAGCGUCGAGUCGGCAUCGGCCGUUCCCGGUAUGGUCAAGCGUCAGUCGAGCUCGUCGUCGUCAUCGUCGGCAGCCUCGGCGGUCUCGCCGCUCACGCCAGGCCUUACCAACGAGGGAUCUCCGCUGCUCAUCCAGUGGGACACCACCACCAACCAGGCUUGGAAGAGCAUGGAGAUCAAGUUCAUGACCGGCUCCAACCAGAACAUGACCGAGCUCUACACGGUCGCCACCGACGUCGACGGCACCUCGGCUGGUGCAGGCAAGCUGCUCUGGACCGCACCCAACGUCGAGCCCAACUCGGGCAUCUACUUUUUCCAGUUCACCCACGACGGCGAGGACCCGACCUGGACCACUCGAUUCGCCAUCGCCGACACCACGGGUGCCGUGACCGCGCCGCCCAACGCCAGGCAGCCCGAGGGCCCCGCGAUCCCCUGGGGCGUGGGCAGGAUCGUCUCUGCCGCUUCCGCCGCUUCGUCUUCGUCUCCUUCGUCUGCUUCUGCUUCGGGAAGCGCGGCUGCCAACACGGCCUCGGCUUCGUCUGCCCUUACCUCGUCUUCGUCUUCGGCCAGCGCAGGCUCUUCGACUUCGGCCAGCACAUCCAGCACCAGCUCCAGCUCCAACUCGGCACAGACGGGCAACUCGUCCGGCUCCAACAGCCAGACCACCUCGGGCUCCACCUCGACCCGCGCGGGCUCGGCUGCGCUCGUCGGCUGUGCCGUCGCCGCUGUGGCCGGAAGCCUUCUCUUCUAG